Messenger RNA from Kwoniella shivajii, 942 nucleotides. RefSeq lists its product as uncharacterized. The transcript has 3 exons. Lineage: Eukaryota; Fungi; Basidiomycota; Tremellomycetes; Tremellales; Cryptococcaceae. The coding region runs from base 1 to 942 and encodes 313 amino acids. The record is from RefSeq and is a predicted model, not a curated record.
AUGACAGCCCCAAUCCCCAUCUCCAAUACUCAAAGCACACCACCAUUAUCGUAUAAUCAUCCAUUAUCACCACCACUACCAUCCACUACACCCGGAUCAACCAUAUCAAUCUCGCCUCAAACACCAUUUUACCCACCUGGAUUAGGAACUUCUUCUUCAGGUCAAACUCCAACUCAAUCAAAUACCAAUGGAAAUGGUUUAUACGCUAAAUGGACUAACAAUAAUCCAUUCGGCAAAUCCCCAAAUAACAGUUCUUUGAUGGGGGGUUUAGGUGAAUCUUCACCUACUAAACAGAAAGGUUUUCAGGUUAAUGAUAUCAUAGAAGAUCAUGAACAUGAACAUGACGAAUUUGGUGAUUUGACUUGGGGUAAAGCUCAAAAUCAAAAUCAAUAUCAAUAUCAGAAUGGAUCAAGUACAGGAAGGAGAACUAUGUCAUUGAGUUUUGAUAGGAAAGUAUCUUCUGGUAUAGGUUCAAUGGUCAAGGGUUCUUUUGGUACUUCCCCUAUCAAUGCUGUCCCCGGUGGUAACAACGGCGAAAAUCAAAACCAAAACAUAGCCGGAUCUGGACCCGGGGCUGCUUUGCAAGGAAGGUCCCCACAACCUCCAGGAGUAUUAGCGGAUAAAGUAGCUAGAGGUCAGGGUGUACUUCGAAGAUUAAGUUUGAGUGGCUCGGGAUACAGGCCCGCAUUCCUAUCUCCACCAAUGCCAUCCGCCCCCCUCCCACCUUCUCCUCCGACAAUCAACAUCCCUUCUGUCCAACCUCAGCCUCCUACUCCCGUCAUAGCCAUGGCACCUCCACAAGCUGAACCUCAGUUGAACAGGGCAGCUACUGUUUCUGGUACCGGCACGUUGGGUAGAGGGCGGAGGUACAGCGAGGGUACCAGGAAAAGAGGUGUUUCUCCUAUGGGUGAAAGACUCUUGAGAGAUCACGGUCAUUUCUAA